GGGCCACGCACUUCGGUGGCGCCGCCACUUGGCGAAAAGGCGCCGGCUAGCCCUAGAUAGUGCGAGAGAUGCCAGCUCUGCCGCGGUCGGGCAUGGAAGCGAGCCGAGGAGGCGUUGGCUGCGCGUAAGCGAGCGGAAGUCAAUAUGACGCCGACGUGAUAGCUGCUCGAAAUAAGCUGCAGCCGGCGCUCGAAGAAUGGCCAGCGUCCAGCGAGAUCACUGGUCUUUCGUCGUGCUUCAGUUUCUGCUGCUAUCGCUGCUCAUUUGCAGGCACGGUGCCUUCGCGGACCGGAACAAGUACUUUCACAUCUCAUCAUUGUGCAUGGGAGAGCGACACUACCCUCAGUACAAGAAGAUUGACGGCGCUGUGCUGACAUCUGAAAGCGAAAACAACCUGGAGUGCGCCGUCACCUUCCAGACUGAUUCAAUCUUGCAACGCUUCAUGCUUCGCUUUGAAAGGCUGGCCUUGGACUGCCACGAUCAUCUAGUCAUUUUUGAUGGUGCCCAUGCUAUAGGAAAUCACAAGGUGGAUCUUUCAUGUCGGAGCACACGCUCCGAUGUGGGAACAAUCUUCACCCAGGGGAACUACGUGACCCUCAAAUAUACCACAGACAGCUGGAGCCCACAAGGAAAUGGCUUCAAGCUGAUAAUCACUGCCUACAAGGACAGCUCACUUCCUGAUCUCAAGCAUGACCUGAAGUGCCGGGAUUUUGAGUGCCGCAACACUUUUUGCAUCUCAAGCAACUUGACAUGUGAUGGGGUAAACCACUGUGGAGACAACAGUGAUGAGACAAGCCAUGCUUUAUGCAUAGACGAUAUGGCCAGCAGCCAGAUUCUGGGCCUUGGCGUGAGUGUUUUUGUGACACUGGCCCUGGUGGUGAUAGUGGUGUGCCUGGUGCUGUGUGUGGGUGCCCUGUGCCUGUGCCAGCGGCUGCAGCAGCAACAGCAGCAGCGCCAAGCAGCUGCCGGAGCGAUGACUCUGCCAGGGAGCCAUCCCACUGCCCUGCAGGCCAACCACAGCGCCUUCCCCAGAGAGCCUCUACUACCCAGCCACAAAGUGACCAGGCCCGCAACGGCUCCAACUGGCUCGUCUGAGCAGGGCCUCCAGCGCGACCUGUCCGCGUGUCGAGAGCAGUUCUCCUCGCCGAGGCCACUGGAUGCUGUUCCUCCUGUUUCUCCGGGCGGUGUCUCCCCAACUAGCAUGUUUCGCCAGGGGUCCCUGUCGUCACAGCCUGACCUGUUGGCUGUCACAUGUGGGGGUGAGGCCCCGCAACACACCUGGGCCAACACGCUGCCCAGGGGUCGGCCUGAUGUACUGGGCCCCAGCUUUGCCAUCGAGCAUGUUGAGACACCUCCUCUGCCAUGGGACAUGCAUAACGGCACACUUUCCAUGCCACGAGGAAAAGGCUCCGAGCUUCCUCCAGACUCUGUGCAAGUACGGCACCACAGUGUUGUCUCCGCUCAGCCCACUGGCUGGGAACAAACUUGGCUUUGAGCCAAGGUGCUAGUUGUAACUAAGAAGGGUGAGUGACACUUUCAUCACCCCCACAAUAAGAAAAUUUGUUCCUGAGCAGAUGGCCAAUAGGGAUAAUGUUAAAUUUGCAUGGAUUGAGGCAGCUAUAGUUUAUAUUCAGUUUACAUGUCUAGAUGCUGUGUUGCACUCAUUGUGCAGAAUGCGGUAACUUGCAUUAUUGGUAGUGGAAAUACGUGCUCUGAAAGCUGUCUUCUGAGCAGCAAGUAAGUGAACAUGGAAAAGUAAAAAGAAAUGAAGUCAUUUAGCAGUCAUUGUUUUUUCUCCUUUAAUUGUGCCAUUUAGAGAUCUUGGAGAAACAACCUUAACCAACUAUAGGUUUACAGUAAAUUACAAUAAGUAUUUACUUUGCAUUACCAUUCAUUAUUUAUUAUUUUUUAUUAUAUAUUUUGUGCAAAUAUAUAUUUAUUUCAUAAAUGCAUAUUCAUAUGAUGUAAAAAUGUAUAAACGAAGCUUGAAGAACAUGAUAGCUUCUGUAUCCUUUUUUUAAAGGUGUGGCAUCUUCUGUUACAAUAGCUGUUAGCUAAACAGUAUGUCAUUAUGUGUAAAUAUGUGCUGCUUGAUAUGAACCAAAGUGAUGGAUUGUAUUACAGCGUAUUGUGAUGUAACAGCCACCAGAGUCUUGUUUAUGGAACACUCUGGUAGGGUACAAGUGUCCUCUAGUGAUGCAAAUGUAUCAGCAUGGUAGUAUUUCAUUGCAGUUGUUGAGAAGUUUGACAUCGGAAUGGCAACAGAAACAUGCCACCUCUGGUGCUGUUGAUGGUCAGCUGCCAGCAGCUUACCCAACUUAAGUCAAAAUUUCUGGAAAGAACAUGUAGUUAAUUACAAAAUGCAUGUCCCCUGAACCUCGGUGUUACAGCUACAGCUAGGCAGCAUAAAAUUCAAGGAUGGAGCCUACAUUUAUAGUUGCAGCUGAUGGUUAGGGGACAAAAUUUUUACAAAGCUCGAAAAUGCUGUGUUUUCUGGGUUCCAUGAAAUGUCUGCAAGGCACUCAGUCAUAAAAGCUUACACCAGGUGCCAACUCAUGAGACAUGGCAGCAAACAAUUUUAGCAAGGUCAGCAUUGCUAACCACGAAGUACAGGCUGUCAAGCUAGCAUGAUAGAUCAUUAAACAAGUGUUUACAGUUUUUAACAUUCCAAGUAAAAAAAAAGUAAUAAUAAAUAAUCUAAUUAUUUUUUCAGGGAGACAAAGCUGGACUUACAGCAUUUGUCCAAAACCUUGCCUUGUCGAACUGGUUCCAAUUGGAAAUCUUUGUACACCCAGCUGGUAUUAAGACAGUUCCAACCGGACACCAUUAUGGGACUAAUUGGCAUUAAGACAGUCCCAAUUGUACAUCACUAUGGGUCUAGAUGGUGUCAAGACAGCUCUAAUAGGGCAUUCAUUGGGUUUUAUUACAUAAUUUUAGCCAAAGGGUCCAAGUUACAAGUUCAUCAAUUAGUUCAAUAUGCAUGUUCGAGGCUCAAGAACUAAGUUCAUGGAUAUCUCAUUCAGGUGUUCAGAGGCACCAAUUGGAAUCUGUAAAUACCAACUGGUCUUAAUGGGAGUCUGAAUGCCAUUUGGUUUGAUUAAAUUCUAAUGCAUGUUUAUAUUGCAGUUUUGUUUAAAGGAUCCCUGAACCAUCCCUCAGGCUUGGUGAAAUAACAUAGUCUGCGGGUAGCAUAUGCUGUUGUGAACAUUUCAGCCAAGUUUUGCUGUCAUAUGCGGUGCGUGGAGCUCGCAAGCAGAUUGCGAAGUCUCCAUUCUCUCAAACGCUCUCUUUUCAACAGAAGGCCCUGUCCUUACUCUCUUCUGGAUGCUUCAUUUCGUAAUCAGACGACUUAUUUCAUCAUUUCCUUAGACAGCUCCUACUGGCCGAUAGCUGACAUCAAGCUGCGUCGACUAUAUGGUGUAGAUACCGCGGCUGCCACAGGGUGCCGCCACGAGUCCACUGACUGAGCGCACUGCGGCUCGCCGAGGAUAACUGUUUGGCUUAUGUUUAGCGUGUCGUAGGCACCAAAAGCGGAAGUCAUGGCGUCUAUGUUAACAUCCAAAAUAAAAUUUGAACUGCGCGCCACGGUGACAUUUAUAAGGCGGUGCGUUGUGGUCACGCCCCACUGUGCCCUAGCACUGCAAGGCACUGAAGAAGGAGCGGGAGCACAGCGGAGGCCGUGCUUGAUUGCCAGUAAUUUCGGUUCUGCUGAAUGCAUUGAAGUACGUCUUGCGGCAAAGUAUUUCUGAAAUAGCUUAUUUUCACUUCAAAUGCCUUUCUCCACUUUGAUAAAAAGUAGUUCAGGGCCCCGUUAAAGCUUAUUAUUUAUAUUAAAUUAGAUUUGUAAUAGAAGGUAAUGAAAUGAAGUUUAGAUGUUGCAGUGAUACCAUAAACCUAUACAUUUUACUCAGUUUUAGGAAGAUAACUGUGCUAGUUUAUCAGUUUUACUAGCAUGUAGAAACACACACAGGAUCAGUUUAAUUUUCUAAGUUUAGGCUUCACAAGCAUUUUUUAAAAGCAAGCGCACUGCAUUCAAGUUUUGAAUAAGGCAAUGGUUAAAAAUAAAGAAGACACAGCACAAUUGUUUUUUCUUUCGUUCUUUAAUUUGGACAGUGAGAAUACAGCUCACUUGUAUUUCAUAGCGAACACCUCAAGUUUUUAUUCCUGGCAGCUGGCUAUCUGAGGCCACUGAAGAACAAUGAGUACAAUUUAGGGUCUGAGCUUCAAUAACUCUGCAUCACUAAUAUUGGUGGAAAAAGCAUUGGCUGUGUAUAUAUAUAAUGUAUGUGUGCAUGCUUGUGUAAAACUGAUCCUAACGUAGAUCUGUACUGAUAUAUACAUAUUUUAUUAACACAUAUAAUUUUCCUGUCACAAACUUGAGUCAUUCUUUUCUUUACGAAAAAAAAGAAGCUGAACAUUUCAAUUAGGCCAACUUGUUUUAUGCUGCAUGCCAGUAUAUUGUAGGCACACAUAUAUUAAAAAAAAAAGCGAACUGCUCGUCAGUUGCAUGCAUGUGUGUGACAGUUAUUCACAAAUAAAAUUAUACUGUGAGAGCGCACACACCUGAUCUCAUAUAAUGGUGCCAGGGGAUCAUAGUGCCAGCCCAUGGACGUGCGUGUCAACUCCAUCUGUUACAACACUUCAUUCUCACUUUGGAGGCUUCAUGUUAAAUGGAGUCAUCUCUAUGGGAAUCAAGCUUUUGAUGAUUAGAUUACUUGCAUGCAUUUUUGAGAAUUUUCAUAUCUGAGUAUCUUGAGGAAUUUGGCCAGCAUAAGGGGGUGUGUUUUUACCACUGUUUUUGGACUGUUUCUGACAAUGUUUUUUUACAACUUUGUCUAGCCUUAGAACACUUUUUAUAUGUGAUGUGAACUCUUGAUAAGAAGAACAGCCUGUUUUUCGGCAGUGAAAUGCCAUUAGGCUGUCAUGUAUGAUGGAAGCAAGAGUCAGAGAAAGGUCUCGGACAAUGCUUUUUUUAUGAUGCUGAAGCACUCUUAUGCACUUACUUUGUGGUACGAGAUGUGCUGGUGUUUUUUAUUUUUGCCACUGUGUAUGGAAGAUUUCUUUUACAAGAGCUGCACAGGAAAAGGUGAUCGUAUUAUUCACAUUUUGCAAAGCCUAAAGUGCAUAUGUUUGCUAAUGUUUUUGUUAACAUUUCUAUUUUCUAUACAGUUGCUUGCAUUUCUUGCUCUUUUUCAUCAUUAAUGCAAAUGUCUAAUUAUGUGUGCAGUCCUGUUCUCUUUAAAUCAUCCAUGGCACUCAAAUUUCACUUCCACACUUUGCCCAGCUAAUUUAUUAAUGACAUAUCACAGCCCAUUUGCGAUACAGUGACGUUUGGCAAUAUGUAAUGUCAUUAUUACAUAGAACAGCAAUAUAGUACUUUAUGUAGACAGCUUGAUGUGCAAUGCUGUGAUGAACUUGUUUUUGUUUUUUCAUUUUUGCAUGGCCUGAUAUAUAUGAUGCACAUAGUGAGUGUACAAGGCCGUGCAGUAAACAUACCCACGUAGCCUUAUUACUGAUAAGAAAAAUGAGCCAUUGUCAUUAGGUCAAGUUACCAACAUCUGUCACUAAAAAGAGAACAAUUUUGUCUAUUAUGAACGCUAAAAAUGAAAAGAGGAUCACUGAAUGAUUGUGGCAUGUCAGUUCCACAUGAAAGGAACUACCUGAUCAAGAAGAGUACUCUUAAGCUGAGUUAUUAUAAUUGCUGACACCUUGAUACAAGACCUAGAUAAAAGUAAGCCAGUUGAUGCUGCAACAGGAGGGUGCAAUGAACUAUCCAUUAACAACAGCUAAAAAAUUGCAGUAAGUUGGGAUGGGCAAUUCAUCUACUUGAACACAGUGCACAAAUGUUUGAAUGAAACAGAGUUAGUAUCCUUGUAAAGAGAGCAUAUUGGUGUGCUUCUGGGGUACCGAAUUAAUGGUUGAAUGGCAUCAUGAAAAUUUAUUAGCAUUUUAAUGAAAUGAAGAGAAUGGUCAAGACAAAUAAAUUAAUGUUGAUUAGCAUGAAGCCUACAAUGUUUCAUCCCUUAAAUGUAAAACAGGUGUGUCAUAAGUGUGGGUAAAUGCUUAAUUCCCAAAAGACAUGGUUUUGUGUGGCAAUGUUCUUUGGCCUUUAUAAUGCUGUGUUUUUCAGCAAAAAUCAAACUGACCUUGCUAUUUAACAAGUUUACUGAUUGGUGAUGGCAAUCAACCAUCAUGAUAGGAAAAUUAUACUGCUUCCAAACUUUCUGGAAUGUUGGUAGCUCAUUCUUGAGUAAUCUGGCUCAACUGUGUGAGGGUGUAUUUAUUUUCUUAAAAUGCGGUACCCUGAAGCCUGCUAGCUUCCCUUCAUUUUGGAGACAUUAGUUUUAUAUUAUGCUAAUAACACCUGGCCUACCAUAUACUGACUUUAGUUAUGCAGUCACCUUUAUUGCACAACCAUGAUGUGACUGACAUUUGACACUUGAGUUUCCAUGGACCAAGCUAGUAUGCGCAAAAACACUGCAGGCAUGAUGGCCAGCAUGCACACUGAAAUUGACCUCCUGGGAAGAUUUGUGCAUAUCAUGUUGUUUUUUUUAUGAGAGUUGUUUCGUGUGCCUGCAUGGGGCCUUGUGUGCACAUUGUAGAACUGUCGUGUUAUGUCGGUUGAAAGAAUCAGGGCUCUAAAAGAAUAAAAUGACCAAUUGGAAGUUGA
Molecule: messenger RNA, 6670 nt
Organism: Dermacentor albipictus
Lineage: Eukaryota; Metazoa; Arthropoda; Arachnida; Ixodida; Ixodidae
Molecular function (GO): protein binding
Source: RefSeq, a predicted model, not a curated record